AUGGGGCUGGUACAGGAGCCCCCGGUGGGAGGUGGUGGAUGGUCUCAGAUCCUAACGUCACCCACCCUGCUGGAGGGGGACCUCAGAGCAGGCUGUAACCAUGAGGACUGGACUGAUUUCCUGCACUUUAACCUUUUUCAGUUAGAGCAAGGUGGGUCUUGUUGUGGGGGCUUCCCAGGUGGCUCAGUGGUAAAGAAUCUGCCUGCAAUGCGGGAGACGAGGUUUGAUCCCCGGGUCAGGAAGAUCCCCUGGAGAAGCAAACGGCAACCCACUCCAGUAUUCUGGCCUGGAGAAUCCCAUGGACAGAGGAGCCUGGAAAAUACUGGAGUCCACAGGUGGUUCCCAGACUUGACUCCAGCAGCGAAACCCUCUCGUGACUCACGACAGAGGCUCCCUGCGCCGAGUCCAGAGGGACUGAGACACCCUCUGUGA
Molecule: messenger RNA, 432 nt
Organism: Rangifer tarandus platyrhynchus (Svalbard reindeer)
Lineage: Eukaryota; Metazoa; Chordata; Mammalia; Artiodactyla; Cervidae
Source: the annotation of a GenBank genome assembly